AUGGGAUCGCAAUUGCCACCGGUGAAUCUGCCAAUUCCACCAAAUCCACCUGCUCCGGUGAAUCGUAAUCCAGAUCCGCCGAGGUUUCAAACUGAUCAAUACGAGAAUCCGUUUUACUUAAACAGCAAUGAUCAUGCGGGAUUGCUUCUGGUUUCGGAUCGUCUUACUACAGCUUCUGAUUUUCAUUCUUGGAAGCGAUCGAUUUGGAUGGCGUUGAAUGUGCGAAAUAAACUUGGUUUUGUCAAUGGUGAGAUACCAAAACCACCGGAUAAUCAUCCUGAUUCAGGUACUUGGUCACGAUGCAAUGAUAUUGUGAGUACUUGGUUAUUAAACUCUGUUGAUAAGUCUAUCGGAAAGAGUUUACUGUAUAUCUCUACUGCUGAGGGAAUGUGGAAGAGUUUAAUGACUCGAUUCAAGCAAGAUGAUGCUCCUAGGAUCUUUGAUAUAGAACAACGUUUGAAUAAGAUUGAACAGGGAUCUCUAGAUGUAUCUGCUUAUUAUACUGCGUUGAUUUCACUAUGGGAAGAAUACAAGAAUUAUGUGGAACUUCCUGUUUGUACUUGUGGUCAUUGUGAGUGUGAUGCAGCUGUAAAAUGGGAGAAGUUACAGCAACGAAGUCGUGUAACCAAGUUCUUGAUGGGCUUAAAUGAAGGUUAUGAUCAGAUAAGGCGACACAUUUUGAUGUUAAAGCCAAUUCCAUCGAUAGAGGAGGCAUUUCAUAUGGUUACUCAGGAUGAAAGACAGAGAACUAUCAAGCCUACCUCUCGGAUUGAUAAUGUUGCUUUUCAGACAAAUCAAACGCCUAUGGUUUAUGAAGAUGAGAAUGCUUAUAUUGCAGCAUAUAACACUGUUAGACCAGCUCAAAAGCCAGUCUGCACUCACUGUGGUAAAUUGGGGCAUACAGUUCACAAGUGUUUUAAGUUGCAUGGGUAUCCUCCUGGUUAUAAGACUGGUGGAUACAAUCCUAGGGGAGCUACGUCUCAACCACCUGUUCAGCCAAGGAUGCCAGCACCACAACUGCAACCUCGGAUUCCUCAGAUGCAGCCACGAAUGCAGAUGCAAAUGGUUCCUUAUGAUGCUGUCCAGAGAGCUAAUGCGGUUGCAAAUGUAUAUGCAGAACAGUCUUCUUAUGCUCCUAUUGGUUAUAACCAAUAUGCUGCUCCACUAUAUCCAUCUCCACAAUAUAUACCUGCUGCUGCUUCUAGUUCUGGUUUACAUGAUGGCACUACACAGCAACAGGAGUAUCAACCACAACAGAUACAACAACUCAUCUCUCAAUUUAAUACUCAAGUUCAAGUUCCAGAGCCUGUGGCUACUUCUAAGACUGCUACUGUUACUGAGCAAGGUUUCAUGGCUAAUAACUCUACUUCGGGUAUCAUUUCUUUUCCUACUUCCAGCCUUACUUUUCAAAAUGACAAAUUCUACUUCAAAGAUCAUGCACUUUCUGCCUUAGAACAAUUCCUACCUAGUGAUGCUUGGAUUAUAGAUAGUGGUGCUUCUAGCCAUGUAUGCUCAGAUCUAGCAAUGUUUAGGGAAUUAGUACCUGUUUCUAGUAUCACAGUUACUUUACCAAAUGGUGCUAGGGAACUUUCUCAGGGCUUGAUGAUUGGGAGGGGUAGCUUAUACAACAAUUUAUACAUUCUUGCACAAGAACAAAACACCCUCUCUCCAUCACUUCCUGCAGUAUGUUCUGUUUCUGAAUCUUUGAUGACUGAUGGUGUUCUGUGGCAUCAAAGACUAGGGCAUCCAUCAGCUCAAUGUCAAAUCUGUCCAUUAGCUAAGCAAAAACGAUUAGCGUAUAUUUCUCAUAAUAAUCUAGCUUCUGUCCCUUUUGAACUUGUUCAUUUAGAUAUAUGGGGUCCUUUUAGUGUAGAGUCUAUUGAAGUUUCAACACAGUAUAAUGCAAAGAUUAAAGCUAUUAGAUCAGAUAAUGCACCUGAGUUAGCAUUUACAGAACUUGUUAAAGAACAUGGCAUGGUGCAUCAUUUUUCAUGUCCUUACACUCCUCAACAGAAUUCUGUGGUUACCUUCACCAUUGUUAAACCAUAA
Capsella rubella is the source of this 2049-nucleotide messenger RNA. RefSeq lists its product as uncharacterized. The coding region runs from base 1 to 2049 and encodes 682 amino acids. The record is from RefSeq and is a predicted model, not a curated record. The transcript has 5 exons. Gene Ontology annotation, molecular function: nucleic acid binding. Lineage: Eukaryota; Viridiplantae; Streptophyta; Magnoliopsida; Brassicales; Brassicaceae.